Messenger RNA from Dunckerocampus dactyliophorus (ringed pipefish), 5474 nucleotides. It is a transcript of the gene pex5lb, whose product is annotated as peroxisomal biogenesis factor 5-like b. Gene Ontology annotation, biological process: protein import into peroxisome matrix, docking. NCBI's taxonomy places the organism in Eukaryota, Metazoa, Chordata, Actinopteri, Syngnathiformes, Syngnathidae. The transcript has 14 exons. Gene Ontology annotation, molecular function: protein binding. The record is from RefSeq and is a predicted model, not a curated record. The coding region runs from base 1685 to 3343 and encodes 552 amino acids. Gene Ontology annotation, cellular component: cytosol; peroxisomal membrane.
AUGCCGGCGCUACCUCCGGGCAGCAGCGUCACCAGGUAGCAGACGAUGGCGGUGACCUGCACGGCGGCUCCGAGCGCUGUCAGAGCAGUGCUGUGGAGGCUCAGCGCGGCGUACAAAGUCUCUCCAAGGGCGCACAAGUAGACUGCAGCCCCGGGUGAAGUAGGCACACUGGCGGCCAGCUUGCUGGGUCCGCGGAGCAUCGCGGCGGCCAAGAUGGCGAAAAGCGAACCGAGCGACCAGAGCAGCGCGAAUUUGCGCGCGUAGAGCAGCAGCAAAGGCGCGUAGAAGACCGACAGACAGAAACACAGCGCCGACAAUGCCGCGCACAUCCCGAAGAUCACCAGCCGCUGGCUUCGGCUCAUGCCGGGAAGGCAGGGGUCCGGCUCGGCAGACCACGGCCAACUGCCGCUCUGCGCCGCAGCGGUACUACCGCGGCUUCCCGACCAAGUACUUGACCACCGGCCGAACCAACUCCCAGGGACCGGCUCCGGGUCGUCUAGGUCCACCGUGGUACUGGAGCGAGAUUGGGAGAUUGUCUUGGCGGUACCGCCGCCCUUAGACUGGGCCAAAUACUCCUGCAGCUGCCGGUUCAACUCCGCCAUGACGCGUCUAGACAAGCAGGAAAGCUAACUUGCUAACGUCUUCCGCUCAGCUUCUUUUUCGUGGAAUCUUUUACAAGGUUAAAGACAUUCUGUUUGGCGACUUCCAGCGGAUGGAAGAAACAUUACAGCUCCUUUCUCAAAUCAUUUAUCACAGCUUUUCAUUUAUCGUAUUUUUUGUUGACAUGCAUGCAACAGCGAUGAAAGUGGAGUUUUAGUGUAAACUGGAAUUUAUACCUAAAUUAUAUUUAAAUGCAGUGGUGGGCAGCACAUUGUGUACCUGGGCCUUCAGUGGAGACUUACCUGGCCAGAUUUUAUUUCGGCAGAAAGCUAAAUUAAUUCAUUUUGAGUUGCUACAAUGACAUUUUGGCAAAAUGGACCAGUGUGCUGCAUCAUUUUUUCACUUUCAUUUUUGGGGUGUCUUUGAUUCCCCCCCUCUAUAGGGUGAUCAUUUUCAUUUCUAUCAAAUUAUGUGGCAUCAGUUUGUUACUAAUACAUCACCCCCUUUCUAUCAGGAAAGAUAUUCAACAUCAUUUUUCCCCCAGUUUAGAUCUGAUGUGUUUUCGAAGUGUUCCUUUAAUUUUUUUGAGCAGUGUAUUUAAUAUGUAAAUAAGAACGUGCAGUAGUUUGACUUAAAUGUUUGAAUAGCUCUGUAUUCCUCAGUAUUCUUUCAGGAAUUGGGGAAAGCGGUAAAGAAAAUGGAUGGUUAGAUUUCACAUGUCUGUUAAAAAACAAAAUUGUGGGGUUCACAAAAACAUUUAAGUCUCUUCCAAAAUGUUUUGCUAUGACUGUACAUCUUUUAAAUAGCUUCUAAUUGCGUCGCAUUCCAGUACUUUGUACUGUGACGUUCCGUACAGGAAGUGACGCUACGAACCGAGGCGGGGUUUUCCGACAGAGUUCGGCAGAACUCGGCUCUUGUCGGUUUGCUGGCAUCCCGCCCUCCGCAGCCGAGCAAGAGCAGAAGAAUCGGCGCGGUUGAACAGCUCGGAACCAAACGGAAGGCUUAGAGUGCACCUCGUGGGAUUCACAAACCAGAACGGAAAGGUUGUUCGCUUUCAAUGAAUGAGCUCGCGUGAAACAGAACCAUGUACCAGGUCCAGGGGAAAGGGCAACGUGUCGUUGCCAUGGUGCUGAUGGAGCGUCCUGCUAAAAAGAGGUCUGCAGAAGGAGUCCCCCUCCUCGCCGGGACAACCAAGUUGGUCGCUGAGCAUCAAGAGAGCCGACCGCUGCUGAGUCCCUCCAUUGAUGACUUCCUGUCGGAGAGCUGCGGUGACUCCACCUCUGUGUGCCCCCUAUCCUCCGACACCUCAGUUGUGGAUCUCAGCGAAGGUGAGGACGGAGGCGGGAAUGACAAGAGGAGCCCAUUGAGGAGGGUCGAAAGCGCCGAACCAAUCCGGUUGGAGGCAGAUCAUCCUCCUGCUUGUUACGGAACACCGGAAAAGACUUCAGCGGACUCCGUGUUGGACACGUGGCAUGAGUCCAACACGUACCUGGAUGACGACGGGAGGGGGUGUGAGACACGAGGCCGUUCCUGCCAUACGUCUGGCGAAUUGCUGUGCGACCCUCACAUGAAGAAGUUGUUGGAUGCUCGCAGUUUGGAUGAUUUGGACUUAGAGUCGUCCAGACAGGACAGCGGCACAUCCAUGUGUCGUAGACGGACUCGCUCCAUGUUGGCCAAAAGUGAGUCGCUGGAGGACGAGUUUGUGAGAGCCAAGGCUGCUGUGGAGUCGGACACACAAUUCUGGGACAAGAUGCAGGCCGAGUGGGAGGAGCUUGCUCGGAGGAACUGGCUGGAGGAGACACAGGGUCAGAGGUUGACUCUGUCCACCACCUCACCUGUGGGAGAGGCUUACAGUUUUAGUGCUAACAAUCCAUACAAAGACCACGGCGCCGCCUUUGCUGAAGCUCAGGAGAAAGUUGUUGAGGGAGAUUUGAAUGACGCCGUUCUUUUGCUGGAGGCGGCCAUCUUGCAGGACCCGUUGGACUCCGAGGCAUGGCAGGUUCUGGGAACAACUCAGGCCGAGAACGAGAACGAACAGGCCGCCAUUGCAUCGCUGCAGAGGUGUCUGGAGCUCCGCCCCGACAACCUUCAGGCGCUUAUGGCAGUGGCGGUAAGCUUCACCAACAGCGGCCUGCAACGCCACGCCUGCGGCGCCCUCUACCAAUGGUUGAGACACAACCCUCGCUAUGCCCACCUCAUCCAUCCCUCAGCAGCAACCAGUCCUUCGCUGCAAGACGUGUUGCUUGUCUUCCAGGAGGCAGUUGAGUUGAACGUGGACUGUGUGGAUCCAGACCUGCAGACAGGACUCGGCGUUCUGUUCAAUCUGAGUUGUGACUUCAACAAGGCGGUGGAGGCAUUCAGUGAGGCGCUGUCCGUCACGCCUCAGGACUAUCUGCUGUGGAACCGUCUUGGUGCUACGCUGGCCAAUGGGAAUCGGAGUGAGGAGGCGGUGGAGGCGUACACGAGAGCUCUAGAGCUGCAGCCCGGUUUCAUCCGUUCUCGGUACAACCUGGGCAUUAGCUACAUCAACCUGGGGGCCCACAGGGAGGCGAUCACUAACUUCCUGAUCGCGUUGAACCAGCAAAGACGAAGCCAGAGCUGCAGUCAGAACCAGAUGUCGGCCAAUAUCUGGGCCGCCUUACGGAUCGCCGUCUCCAUGAUGGAUCAACCCGAAUUUUUCCAGGCCGCCGAUGUUGAGGACUUAGACCAGCUUAUGGUGGCGUUCCACGUGGAAGACGUGUGACAAUGUCCCGAUGCUGGGACAUUGGCAAAGCAGGUUCUGGAUGAGCUGGAGGUUGGACCAAAGAUGACACAAUACAACACAAGCCAACCCGAAAAGUCCUGAUAAAACACACACUGUCAACCAACAGAGCAUACACCUUGAUGUCACACCUCUAAGAGACACGCCCACUGUGAUGUCACUCUGAGACAUGCCCACCAUGAUGUCACAGCUCAGACAGUAAGGAGCUUUUUAAGGGCAGUUUGUCACAUGACCAAACAAGUUUACGAGAAGGCAGAACAAUGUGUUUGAUGUUUGAUAUGAUGACACAUGACCAGGGAUGUCAUGUUUUUGUUUCACUUUCUUCCAAGCAAAGCCAUACAAGUGGCACCUCCUGCAGGUCGACAAGAGAGCGGCUUCAGUCAUCAUGACUCAGUUUGACCCACGGGUUACAGACCUGCCAAUGUGUAUGCAUUUUUACUCAUAUUCAUAAACUAAUAAAAUACUCAUUAAAAAUACUCAUAUAAUCAACUCAUGCACAUUUUAAGGUUGGCAGGUCUGUAGGUGGCGCCAAGCUGUAACAGCAGCUCAGCAGCUCUUGGUUGAGUGCCCUCAGGUGUGUUAUUUUUCACAAAGUGAGCAUGAAGUGCAAUAUUUAUACUUUGAAUUGUUUUAAAAUAAUUUGUUUUGGAAAUAUUAUUCUGUUCAAUCUAGCUGAUUGACUUUAUUUAGAAUAACCCCCAUGCACACAUAUACACCUUCUAAUGUUGCUUUUUGAACUCUGGCAAUAAUUAAUAAUCACCGAUUAAACUACACAAACUGCUGCUGUUGAUUCUUUGCUCAAAUUGACGGCCUCUGGUGGCAGGUGGCAGUUUUGCACAUCUAGAGACUGACAUUUUUGCCCAUUCUUCCUUGCAAAACAUCUUCAGCUCAGUAAGGUUAAAUGGAGAGCGUUUGUGAACAGCAGUUUUCAGAUCAUUCCACCGAUUCAAGUGUGGAUGUUGACUUGGCCAUUCUAACACCUGGAUAUGUUUAGGAUCAUUGUCUUGUUGGAAGGUAAACCUCCGUCCCAGUCUAAGGUUUUUUGCAGACUCCAACAGGUUUUCUUCCAAAAUGGCCUUGUAUUUGGCUCCGUCCAUCUUUCCGACAAUUGUAACCAUCUUCCCUGUCUCUGCUGAAGAAAAACAGCUCCAGACCAUGAUGCUGCCACCACCAUGUUUGACAGUGGGGAUGGUGUGUUCAGGUUGAUGUGCAGUGAUACUUUUACACCAAACAUAACAUUUUUCAUUUUGCCCGAAAAGCUCAAUUUUGGUUUCAUCUGACCACAGCACCUUCUUCCACAUAUUUGGUGUGUCCCCCAGACGGCUCAUGGCAAACUUCAAUAGGGACUUUUUAUGGAUUUAUUUGAGAAAUGGCUUUCUUCUUGCCACUCUUCCAGAAAAGCCAGAUUUGUGCAGUGUGCGACUGACUAAUAGUUGUCCUAUGGACAGAUUCCCCCACCUCAGUAGUAGAUCUCUACAGUUCAUCCAGAGUGAUCAUGGGCCUCUUGGCUGCAUCUUUGAUCAGUGCUCUCCUUGUUUGGGCUGAAAGUUUAUAGGGACGGCCAGGUCUUGGUAGGUUUGCAGUGGUCUGAUCCUCUUUCCAUUUCAAUAUGAUUGGUUGAACAGUGCUCCGUGAGAUGUUUAAAGCUUGUGAAAUCUUUUUAUAUCCUAAUCCCGCUAUGAACCUCUCCACAACAGUAUCUUGGACCUGCCUGGUGUGUUCCUUGGUCUUCAUGAUGCCGUUUGCGCUUCAAACAGACCUAUCACAGAGCAGGUGCAUUUAUACUGAGACUUGAGUACACACAGGUGGGCUCUAUUUAUCAUCAUCAGUCAUUUCGGUCAACAUUGGACCAUUCAGAAAUCCUCAGGGAAAUUCUGGAGUGAGUUGACUCUGCUUCUUCCUACUCCUUUUGGGCAUACAGAACUGUGAAUUGUACUGUGAUGUAUUCUAAUGUAACUUGUAUGCAUGUUCAAAAUAAAUUAAACCAUUACCAUUACCCGUUUCCUCAAUCCGAGGGAGGUGGGGACAGUAUAAAGAUGAUUCUAAGCUGAAAGCGGGCAGACAUCUUUGGAAAGAGCCAUGAGAAGUUGAGAUGUCUCCUUUUUCUGGAUGG